CUUUUUUCUGUAUGCCUGGUGCAUGUACGUGACUUUGAACCCAUAUUUUUCUCUUUCUUCUUCUUUUCCUUGUUAUUCGCUUCUUUUCAUUGUAGAGGUUAUUUUUCCAGACUCUCGCUGUCUUUUGAAUUUGUGAAACUGCCGGGCAGUUGAGGUCGAAAUAACCAAAUCCGUUUUUUCUUUUAAUUUUUUCUUAUUUUACGAUUCGAUUCCACCGAGCUUAGGUCUUGGUUUGUUUCUUUUAUAGGUUUUCAGUUUUUGGAAAGACGAAAGACGAAGAACGAAAAAGAAAGGUCCAGGACGCCGGCCGUCAAACAAAACAUCAAACCCACAAAACUCCGACGUCAAAACAUCUCGAACCCGACGACAAACAAUCUUUCUUUUAAACCCAGUCAAUUUUCAAUCUCAAAAAACGCAUCAUGCCUGACAAGGUCUUCGUCGCCACUCUCGUGGCCAACCUGCUCUUCCUCGCCUCAGGCGCAAUGGAGCUCGGCUUCUCCAUCGCCGCCAUGAACCUCAAGAACAAGACGCCCACCGACGGCCAGGACGCCACGCGCCACCUCAUCUACCAGCAAUUUCCCCUGACCGCGGGAAUCGUCAACGCAGUCUUCGUUCUCGCGACUUUUGUCUUUACUAUCCCCGCCAUGGCACUGGUUAAGCGCAACUUGCUCAAGAUUAGCGGCUACAUGAUUACUAUCUGCGGCGUGUUUUCGCUUGUUGUGGGAUUGUAUCUUUGGAUCAUGACGUUGAGGCUCAAGGAGACGUUUGAGCCUAUUUACGCGGCGCAGGAUGAGUCGAUUCAGUCGUUGGUGCAGACUUCGUUCCAAUGCUGUGGCUACCUCAACAGCACAUCUCCCGCCUUCGUCACAGACUCCGUCUGUCCAAGCCCUGCCGCGGCAACUCUCCUCCGAGGCUGCUCCACCAGCAUGUCCAGCUUCGCCAACGCCUUCAUCAACGACCUCUUCACCGCCGUCUUCGGCAUGGUCGGCAUCGAUGCCCUCCUUGUCCUUGCAAUUGCCUGUCUCCUCAAAGAGCGCAAGGAAAAGGAGCGUUACUACAUCAUCGAUCAGAAGCGAGACUACGGCCGUCUGUAAAGUAAUGGAGCCCAAUGAAAAACUAAAACAAACGAAAAAAAAACAAUGUUAUAUAGUCACGGUUAUAAAAAGUCAAAACCCCCUAUUUGAGGCUGAAUAUCAUGUUUUGUUAUGCCCCUAGUUUAUAGCGUUGCAAGGUCCUGCUUUUUUUUUCUCUUGCC
Messenger RNA from Trichoderma harzianum CBS 226.95, 1255 nucleotides. RefSeq lists its product as hypothetical. NCBI's taxonomy places the organism in Eukaryota, Fungi, Ascomycota, Sordariomycetes, Hypocreales, Hypocreaceae. The transcript has 3 exons. Gene Ontology annotation, cellular component: membrane. Bases 420 to 1094 code for a protein of 224 amino acids. The record is from RefSeq and is a predicted model, not a curated record.